This is a messenger RNA of Oikopleura dioica, 1398 nucleotides long. The record is from the annotation of a GenBank genome assembly. Lineage: Eukaryota; Metazoa; Chordata; Appendicularia; Copelata; Oikopleuridae.
AUGCUGCGGAAUUUGCGAUCGUACCUCUUGGUCGCUCUUCUGAUAGCGCUGUACGCGCUCAGCAAAUUUACGAAGAUCACAGAUGGACUGGAAAAAUACUACGAAAUGGCCGAGGAGGCGGAAAAAAACGCAAAUAAAGCAGAAUAUAUCCCUGAACCCAAUCAUCCCAAAUCAAGUCAUCACGGAGGAUCCCACAAGCACGGAUCUUCCAGUAGCCCUGGAGUGGCAGAUCCGUACGACUUUUCAAAAAGCAAAUGGCUCCCGUCAAAGACAAACUGUGCUGCUCCUCCAACGGGGAUGAUCUUUUUGAAAAAGCACAAAACGGCUUCUACAACUUUUAGACACAUGUUGACAAAAUAUGCGCGAUUCAAAGGUCUUCCAUCAGUGGGAGAGCCGCAGUUAAUCGGCCCGCAAGGAGGGUGCUACCCAGCCCGUUUUGACGAACGAUGCUGGCCAGCAACCGGGCACAUGUCUCCAAUCGUUGCCUUGACCUACCAUUUUCGCUGGAACAUGGACCUCUUUGAGGAAAAAUUUCUAACAUCCGGAGUUGCCUCAGUAACAACCAUUCGCGAUCCAGAAACCACCUUCAGAAGUGUUUAUAACUACUACUACUUGAAUCACGCUGGAAAAGUUUCAAAAUGCGACAUGCCCUGUUGGGGCGAGCCCUUCCGAUCGUUCAAUAAUGGCCGCGAGGACCUUCCAGUCGGCGAAUUUCUCGACAAUCUCCCAAAGCUUUUCAAUGCCUCCGAAACACGGAAUUUCAGAAGCAAGAACUAUCAGGCUUUUGAAAUGGGAAUGGAUCACUUGAACGAUAACACAGCCUAUAUUUUGAGAAAUCUGAAGCGCCUUGAUCAGCAUAACUUUGAUUUCGUCGUACUCACGGAAUACUACUACGAAAGCUUAGUAUUGCUUGCCAAGCUCUUUUGCCUCCCUUACGAGGUUCUGUACGAGCCGCAGUUGAACAAGCGCGAGUACGAAAUUGAGCCCUUGACUCCUACUCAGAAGAAGAACUUCGAAACUUACUUCAAAGCUGAUAUCAUGCUCUACGACUAUUUCAACAAAUCGCUUCAUCAUAAAAUUGAAGAUUAUGGCCGAGAAAAAUUUCAUCAAGAAGUUGAGAAGCUCAAGGCUGUUUAUGAAAAAUGUGAGGAAGAUGUCAAACACUGCUUAUGGAAGAAAGCACCAAGGAUGAACCCUGAAGAUCUCAAGAUCACUGCAGUACCAGGCGAAAAAAUGAAGGUGCAGGACUUCAUCGACCUCAUGGACGAAAACUUCGGAUGGUGCUCGAACCCAUUUAAUCCAUACACUCAGCUAAAACUUUGGCAAAAAACGGGAAAGAUGACGUACGGGGACGAGUGCAAUUACAAACAAGACAUUUUGAAUAACUUCGAAUUGUGA